UCUUGCCCCAAACUUGUAGUCGUUCGGGGUCGGGGUCCGUUUCCCAAAAGCUCAGAUGCCAUUCCAAGCUUUCUCAUCCUCCUCCUUCUUCUAUCUCUUCAACCCCCAACCCUGGCUCCACCAUUCUCCCCUAGAGGGCCCCACCACCCUCACCGUCUUCUUCUUAUCAUCAUCAUCGUCAUCGUCAACAUCACCCUUAUCGGAUCUUCAUUCCUUUUUCUUUAAGAGAAAUCAGAUGAUUGAUAUGCACUAUUCUAAUGCGUUCGUGGGAGUUCUUCCUAAAAUUUCUUUGCUUCCAAGUUGAUGAAGAUGAUUAUCCUUGGAGACACCACAACAAAGACAACAUUUUGGAAUGGUUACAUAAGUCUCUUACCAGAAAAUCAGUAUUAGCUCAAUGUAUUACUACUGCUAUGGUUGGUCCACGACAAUGGAUUGGCGGAAUUUUUGGCAUGAAGCGUUCUGCAAGUAACAAAUAUGUUGAUUUUAAGUACACUAAUGUUCAGGAAGCAAGAUAUCAAAAGCUUAGAGAACGUACAAAUGUACCUUUUGAUGAAACUCGCAUUGAGCAUCAGAAAGCCCUUGUAGAAUUGUGGAAUUUAGCAUAUCCAAAUGUUACACUUAGAGGGUUGAUCUCUGAUCAAUGGAAGGAAAUGGGGUGGCAAGGAGCUAAUCCAUCCACUGACUUUAGGGGUUGUGGUUUUCUUUCACUUGAGAAUUUGCUGUUCUUUGCAAAAACAUUUCCAGCUGCUUUUCGUAGGUUGCUAUUGAAACAACCUGGAAAAAGGGCAGAAUGGGAAUAUCCUUUUGCAAUUGCUGGCAUUAAUAUAUCUUUCAUGUUAACUCAGAUGUUGGAGUUGUAUUCAGUUAAGCCUAGGUGUCUUCACUGUGUCAAUUUUGUAAAAAUCUUGGGAGAGGACGAUGAAGCCUUUGAUGUUCUAUAUUGUAUUGCUUUUGCAAUGAUGGAUGCACAAUGGCUUGCGAUGCAUGCCUCAUACAUGGAGUUCAAUGAAGUUCUACAAAUUACACGAACACAAUUGGAGAGAGAACUUGCACUGGAAGACAUCCAUAGAAUACGAGAUCUGCCAGCCUUCAACCUUCUGCACCAUUAGUUUCUUAUUUCUUGAGUUACGAAUGAUUAAUGAUUGUAUAGUUAGAUUCGGGAUUCAUCUCAUUUUGAUUAAUGUUAUCUGGUUCAUUAGAUUAAAGAUUUUUACAUGUUAGAUUAAUAUUUUAAUUACUCUUUCUCUUCUCUUGGCAACAUUAAUACCAAAG
Lactuca saligna is the source of this 1272-nucleotide messenger RNA. Lineage: Eukaryota; Viridiplantae; Streptophyta; Magnoliopsida; Asterales; Asteraceae. The record is from the annotation of a GenBank genome assembly.